Messenger RNA from Mya arenaria, 4467 nucleotides. RefSeq lists its product as uncharacterized. Lineage: Eukaryota; Metazoa; Mollusca; Bivalvia; Myida; Myidae. The transcript has 9 exons. The record is from RefSeq and is a predicted model, not a curated record. Bases 532 to 2112 code for a protein of 526 amino acids.
UGUUUACAUUGAUAUGCUUGCUUGUGUUUAUCCCUGAUAAGAAUUUAAGACAGAUUUUUAAUAAGCUGUCAUCUUUGAGUGUGUUCAAUAUUUGGAUAAAUGUGUUUUAAAUGAUGACAAAUAAAUGUUUUAGCGGUACAGAAGAAGAAAAGGAGAUUAAACUUAAACAAGGAAGUAAUUUGCUUCUGAAUACAAUGGAGGUUGGUUGACCUCAGUUUUCAAUACUCAUGUUUACGAUUUUGAAAGUCACACCAUUCCUUUAAUGAACACAAUAUCUGAAAGUAUCAGAUGCAUACUUUAAAAUAUAUUUACAAACAAUUGCUGGCUAAAGUUAAUUGUGUUAACGUUGGUAUUUUUGUAAAAGAGAUGUUACUUUAAAUAAGAUCGACAGUGAUACAUGUACUUAAAUGAAGAUGUAGUGAUGACUAUGAAACAACAGAUCGACCAAUAACCAUAACUCAAAUUAAACUUUCGCAUUAAAGAAAGGUUUGGUUUAACUCAUUAUAUAUUGAAUCUGCAUGAUCACAUAACAUGGCAUCCAAGCAGAUUCAGUGUGAAAUGUGCGGUAAUGAAAAUGCAAUUGGAUAUUGCAAAAGCUGCGGAUACCUUGGUGAAACUUGUGUAGAUAUUCACAAGACAGUAAAUGUUUUUCAAACACAUAAUGUCAGUAUGCAUGAGGCUGUUAAAAUGCAUGAGGAUGGUACAGAAAAUCCAAAUGUCAUAUUGCGGGACAUCACAGAAGAAAGAUGUAAGCAACAUCCGACUGAAAAGGCGAUAUUUCUUUGUAAAAUUCAUGAUUCCACGAUUUGUGGCCGAUGUCUUCAUUCGGGACAUCGUCCUUGCGGAGAAGAAGUCGUUGACUUGUUGCAAGAAGUAGUUAACAUUGACUGCGAGAAAGUCAACACAAUGAAGUCAUUAUUGUUGGAAAUAAAAGAUGAGAUUCUGCUUUUGAAAAAUGAAACAGAACACAGUAAGAUGAAUUACAAGAAAAACGCUGAUAAAUGUGUGCAAGAAUGUAUGGGAUUAGGAAAUAAAAUUAAACAACGUGUAGAUAAAUUGACAAGUGACAUAAGAAACGGAAUAUCGAAGAAACAUAACGAAAACUUGACCACUCAUUCCCAUAUUACUAAAAUGUGUGAUGAGAAAACCAAGUGGUGUCACGAUGUAGAUAGUAAAAUUGAUAGUUUUGUUGACAAUAAUAUGGCUGGACACUUGUACCUAAUGAGCAGAUAUAUUGAAAAAAAAGUUUCGGACGCCAGAUCCCACCUUAAAGAAAUCAAACACAAACAUACUUUUAAAAGGUUUGGCUUCAAAGAAAACAAUGUUAUACUACAAUGCCUGUUUGAGGAUUUGGAGGAUGUUUGUGAACAACAAGAAGAAGUGACCGGGAGCGACGAUGGAAAUGCCAAAGAUGUUGUCGCAUCCGCCACAAAAAUAAACAAGACUCGGCGAGAGCUCACUGCACUCUUAAGUCAAGUCAAGCAAGAAUUAUAUCAAUCAGAAAAGAAAAAAAAGAUACUCGAACAAGAAUUACUGAAAGCGAAACAGGACAUAAAGAAAUCUGAAAAGACAAGGAAGUGGUUUAAACAAGAGUUACUGAAGGCGAAACAGUGCCUAGAGAAAUAUGAAAAGGAGGGAGCAGUAGUCAAGGCACAGUUUUCACAGGUUAAAGACAACAUUAAAUGGACUCAACCAGCUGGAACUGUUGAAAUCAAUACCGGCAUUGAAAGAGGUUGGGGUAACAUCAACUUGGUUUUUACAUUCCCAGAUAGCAUCCAGACGACGCACAGUCCGUUCCCGGGAAAACAGAUUAAAGGGGACAGGUUUAUAGGAAGUUUGCUUCGCGACGAUCAAGGCGAGUUGCUGUGUAGGAUGUUAAAGGCGGCGUUCAGGAGAGGGGUGAUGUUUAUCUUGGGAAAGGAUGGAAAAGUUGUCCUGGAUGGCGUCUCAUUGUAUAUUGAUUCAGUGCUUGCUUUCGGAUGGACUUUCAAUUCGGGUUACGAUAAAUACGUACAGACCUUGAAAGAGGAACUGGCUGCCAAAGGAAUCACAGAGGGGGACAUAGAUCAGGAAGAGAAGCUGGAAGAGACUUUCACUGUCGAUGGUCGGUAACGUUCAUCAGUCGUAUGAUACCGAUGGUCUUACUCCGAAUGAUAAUGUCCUUUUCAUAUGUAUUUUUGUGUUGUAUAUAGCAUGGUUUGCCAGUCUGAAGUCUUUCACUCUACCAUCUAUUUCACCAUUAUCGCGUUUAGUUUUGACCUGCUUUUCUACUAUGGAAUAGGAAUGGUUACUUAAACUUCACAUGGCGGCAUGAAUUUGUUUCAAUACAAACAAUUACUUUUUUUACCGAUUACAUGGGAUAAUUUCAACAUCGUGAAAUAUAUAUGUUGUAUGGAUAUAUAUCGUCCACAAAGUGUUAAACACGAAACAGUAUUUUAUAAUUAAUGUAGUACCUGUGAUUUUUUGACGGUCAAUAAUGACAUGAUAGCGAGUUGACAGACAAGGACAUAACAGAGGCGCAUGUGGAACCUGAUGGAAACUUGGAAACAGACGUUCACGGUCGAUUGUCCGUAUUCUAUCCUAAAUCUACAGACGUUCACGGUCGAGUGUCCGUGUUCUUUUCUAGAUCUACAGAAGUUCACGGUCGAUUGUCCGUAUACUGUCCUAGGUGUACAGUCGUUCACGGUCGAUUGUCCGUAUACUGUCCUAGGUCAACUGUUGUGAAUAUUAUUCCUUAAAAGAAAUGUGCGUGUUGUAUACGAUGUUUUACAUGGUUGUUUCUAUAAAUAUAAGGACAUUAUUUGAAAUGUUAUUUACCUUUGUAAGAAUGUCUACAUUUCAUUAUUAUUUUAUUUGUUAGUAAAUAAACGUUCAGACGAGUACUAUUCCAUUGGACGAAUAAUUGGAAGCCAUAUGUCGGAGUAGUUUGCUGCAGAAAACAUAACACGCAUGAACAAUGCAUAUAAUGUUAAUUAUAUCAGCAAAUUUGAUUACAGCUAUUUGUUAAUUGUCAAAUUAGCACGUACUAUAAAUAAUUUUUAACCAAUGUGUGUAUUUUUUUAAGUUAGGCUUUAUCCUUGUGCCUCUUAAAGCAUAAUUCAUUAUUUUGAUGUCAGCUCGUAUAACCCUGUCGUUUCCAUUGUAUGUUUGUAUGUUUUGGAUGAAUAUGUACUACGUUAUGCUAUUGUGUAAUCUUCUUCAUAAUUAAUUAUAAUUGGCUUUAAAUGUGUUUCCUUAAAUGUCAAGUUAAAUGUCUUUUAUGCGGUAUGUGUGCGUGUACAUUUUUUUUUUAACAAUUAAGAUUAAAUAUUACAGAGUUUUUAUAUUUACUUAGGUAGAAGACAUUAAUUACCACAAACAUAUCGGACAUGCCUAGUUUAGCCUACUUAGAAUGCUCAAAUUUUGAGAAAAAAAGAGUUUCAUAUUAAGGAUACCGGAGGUACAUUUUAAGAGCAAGGGCGGGUCCAGGCUUUAAUGUAUAAGGGUGCAUAACUUGGGGGCACUACUCAGAGUAAUAAACAAUAGCCGGAUCCACAAAUAUUUAUAAGAAUAGAUCCAUAAAGGCUUUAACCUUGGGCAAAGGUGACGGUAAGCGAAACUUCUAACAGCUUGAACACUAAGGCUAGUAUAAUAACACGUCAUGUUAAAUUUGUUUUCUUCAUUAAAAUAAUUUAUUCUUCAUUAAAAUAAUUUGUUCUUCAUUAAAAUAAUUUGUUCUGUGUAGUUUUUUUAAAAUAUACGUGCAAGCCAUCCUGAUUGAUGCUUGAGUCUAUACUUAUAUCGUACGAGUAGUUUGCUGUUUAACGUGACAACUUCUCACAAUUCAAUUUGCAAUUUUGGUGUGGCAUUUCUAAUUUCAAAUAUUCGGAUGAUACUAACUUUCAACUACUAAUAUUAAUCAAACAUAUAUCACUGCAAAAUAAUGCAUUUUUGAAAGUUUGUACUUAACACGUUACCAUAAUGAAAGUUUUAUAAAAUAAAAUGUGUUAGAUAAUAAAUUUAAUAAUUUAUUUGUUCUGACCCCUUUACACUCUUAACUAAAGUAUCGGUAGUUCAUUUCGCAUGCUAACUAAAUUAUACCGGGUCCACAAAAUGUAGAUCGAUUCCUUAAGUAAGCAGCUUAUAGUUCGUUUAGAUUGUUUAUGAAUAUUUUAUUCUGAUAACGUUUCUUGUCCUAAAACAUUCACAGUUUAUAUAAUGCAUGACCGUUGCGUAACGGUAAUAACGAUAUGUUUUAACAUGCUCAUGUUAUGUGUGUACUGAUGAUACACGUUUUACUUCUUGUAACACCCCAAACAACUACAUAUUAUUGUAUUGAUAAAACAACCUAGACCAUAAGAUCAUAUUCAACUUUGAAAUAUAACUUUUAUUAGAAUUAUUUAUAAAAAACGUUCUACUGUCAUUCAAAACACGACACUCAGAAAUGGAAGGAGUACAGAACUGGGGCAAUAAAAAUGUGUAUGUAUA